Messenger RNA from Charadrius vociferus (killdeer), 1282 nucleotides. RefSeq names its product mediator complex subunit 10 (gene MED10). NCBI's taxonomy places the organism in Eukaryota, Metazoa, Chordata, Aves, Charadriiformes, Charadriidae. The record is from RefSeq and is a predicted model, not a curated record. Gene Ontology annotation, cellular component: chromatin; mediator complex. The transcript has 4 exons. Gene Ontology annotation, biological process: positive regulation of transcription by RNA polymerase II. The coding region runs from base 22 to 432 and encodes 136 amino acids. Gene Ontology annotation, molecular function: transcription coregulator activity.
GCGGCGGCGGAGGCGGCAGCUAUGGCGAUGGCGGAGAAGUUCGACUCUCUGGAGGAGCACCUGGAGAAGUUCGUGGAGAACAUCCGGCAGCUCGGCAUUAUCGUCAGCGACUUCCAGCCCAGCAGCCAGGCUGGUCUCAACCAGAAAUUGAAUUUCAUGGUGACGGGCUUGCAGGAUAUCGACAAGUGCCGGCAGCAGCUUCACGAUAUCAGCGUGCCCUUGGAAGUUUUUGAAUACAUAGAUCAAGGCCGCAAUCCUCAGCUUUACACUAAAGAGUGUCUGGAGCGAGCUUUGGCUAAAAAUGAGCAAGUAAAAGGAAAAAUUGACACAAUGAAGAAAUUUAAAAGUUUGUUAAUUCAAGAACUGACAAAGGUGUUCCCAGAAGACAUGGCAAAAUACAAAGCUAUUAGAGGAGAAGAUCCUCCUCCUUAAGUUGGCCUUCAAAAGCUCUAAAAACGUCAAUUCCAUAAGCUGACACCACUCUUUAAAAACAUUGACUGGAGAGCGGGGGAAUCCAAGCCUUCAUAACAACUGUACUAAAAAUGGCAGUGAUGGACUGUAAAGGAGCUUGAUGACUGCUGAAGGUUCUGGUCAGAAGCUACUGAAUCUUUCUGAGGACUUUUACUCAAAGAUUGCAAUUGAAACUUCCUAUGGUAAUCUGUUCUUCUUUCCUGGAAGGUUUUGGAGAUAAAAUUGCCUACAGGUCAUCAAUACAUAGCAUUUCCCACAAAGUGCAUUUCCAGAGCAGAAAAUCAUGUUUUUUCUCUUCUGAACAGCGUGCUCCAGGAUUGUGGGCUCAUCUGUUUUUAAGAAAAAUGUAUUUAUUAUACUUGAUUAUUUUUCAUUUGUAAACUGCUUUUUUUUUUUUAAUUACAGUACAAACAGUUGACUGCCAAAUUCUACUGAACAGGAGCCUGUCAAGGGCUGCAGUUUUCAUGUGUCAUAAUGAAUUGCAGCCAAGAAAACCUUCAGAUGUUCUUGUUUUGUUCUGUGAGCUGCAAUGCAGAUGGCUGAGGAUAUAGAAAUUGAACAUAUUUGGGGAAUAGCUCCUCAGCAAUGUUAAUAUUUUUGUAUAGUAUUUAAUGUAAGCUUUUGUUUAAUUCUAUCCAUUUUCUGUAAGCAGGUUGUUGAAUAAAAAUUUGAAAAAAUAUAAAUUCUAAUUAUUUUUCUGUUGUGUGCUACUCUUUGGAGAAUGAACUGAAAGCUGUGAAAAAUAGCAUAUUCCUUAGGCUCAUAGUGAUAGAAAUAAAAUGUGUAUCAAAACCUCACUGUUCAAAGUUUA